Scheffersomyces amazonensis is the source of this 2108-nucleotide messenger RNA. RefSeq names its product homeodomain family transcription factor (gene CPH1). Lineage: Eukaryota; Fungi; Ascomycota; Pichiomycetes; Serinales; Debaryomycetaceae. Gene Ontology annotation, molecular function: DNA-binding transcription factor activity. The record is from RefSeq and is a predicted model, not a curated record. Gene Ontology annotation, biological process: sexual reproduction; regulation of DNA-templated transcription; regulation of pseudohyphal growth. Gene Ontology annotation, cellular component: Tec1p-Ste12p-Dig1p complex; nucleus; Ste12p-Dig1p-Dig2p complex. Bases 315 to 2051 code for a protein of 578 amino acids. The transcript has a single exon.
GUGAUAUAGAAUAAGUUUCAAUUGUGAAUCUAAAACAUUUAUAGUUAGUUUAGUUGCAUCAAGUGUUUCAUCCUCAACAGUGUUAAUUAAGUAUAUUGAACUCUACCUUAAUUAUUAGUGAGUGUAUGUACCAAACAUAUAUCAUUAUCACCAUUAAUAUUAAUUAGAUCAUCGAGAAAUAACUUAAACAUCCCCUUACUUUAGUUCUCCUCAUCUUUAAGUUAUUGUCACUUGUUAUACUAUUGACUAAUACAGACAUCUUUUUCCCAAUAUUAUUCCUAUUCCUAUAUUAAUAUUAAUAUUGUACUUCAGUCAUGACUGGAGUAACAAUUAAACAAGAAAUAAAUGAUUUAAGUCCUACAACUGAAGAAGCAGAAGAUGUACAAGAAUCUUUAAGAUUAAUUGAAGAUCUUAAAUUCUUCUUAGCCACGGCACCAGCCAACUGGCAAGAAAAUCAAGUUAUAAGAAGAUAUUAUCUUAAUCCAGAUGAAGGAUUUGUAAGUUGUGUAUUUUGGAAUAAUUUAUAUUUCGUAACUGGAACAGAUAUUGUAAGAUGUAUUGUAUAUAAAUUUCAACAUUUUGGUAGAAAGAUUAUAGAUAGAAAGAAAUUUGAAGAAGGAAUCUUUUCUGAUUUAAGAAAUUUAAAGUGUGGAACUGAUGCUAUUUUAGAACCUCCACGAUCAGAAUUUUUAGAAUUCUUAUUUAAGAAUUCAUGUUUAAGAACUCAAAAGAAACAAAAAGUAUUCUUUUGGUUUAAUGUACCUCAUGAUAAACUUAUGGCUGAUGCUUUAGAACGAGAUUUAAAGAAAGAAAAACAAGAUCAAAGUCCAACAACUAUAGCUGUUCGAGAGCCUGCUCAAUCAUUUGAAUAUGAUGAAACUCAAACUUUAUAUACUCAAUUAGCUGAACAUAUGGCUAAACAAAAGAAGUUAAUUGAUGAACAAGAAGAUAAAUCAUCACCAGAAUAUUCAACUACUACAAAUCCUAUAUUACUUCAACCACAAGGUCAAGGACAAGGUCAUGGACAUGGACAAGGACAAGGACAGGGACAAGAAUUUGAAUUCUUAAAUCAUGAAACUCCCUCCCAAUUUAAAGCUAAUUCAGAUAAUGAUGAUGAUUUCCCUCUUGAUUAUUUUGAUACUAAUGGACAAAUAAUUCUGGAUGAUUAUGUUAAUUUAGAUACAAAUUUUAAAACUGGUGGUACAUCAUAUAAUAAUGUUAAUGAAGAAAAUUAUGAUUCAAUAGUUGAUUCAUCAUUCUUCUUUCAACCUUUAAGUCAAGGCGCAGGAACAAGUCAAGUUGCUUAUAAUGAAGAAUAUUUAAUAGAACAAACUUUACCUAUGAGAACUCCUGUAUCUCAAUUACCAAUUCAACCUAAAAUACUAUCAUCAAAGGAAGAAAUGUUUCCACCAUUUCCUAAUCAAUUUCAACCUCCAUUAUCAGCUAAAUUUCAAGCAUUUCCAAGAAAUUCUAUAACUCCUUCUCAAUCCAUGUUCCCCUCUCAUUAUAUUGAUCAAUCUGGUCAACCAAUAGUUAUGCCUCCAUCAGAUUAUCCAGUAUCUUAUAAUAUGAAUAUGAAUAUGAAUAUGGCAUAUCAUGAACCAGAUUAUUGGUUACCAAUGUAUGGAGAUGGAGGUCAAUACGUAGUACCUAAUGAACAAGAGUUUAUGGUACCUGUGAAUAAUCCUCCAUUUAUGCAUCUUGCCCAUUCUCAAUCAAUAGCAAGAUCUCCGUAUGUAGUGUAUCCCCAGUCGCAUUCCAUGUCUCAGGCUAUGAGUUCGAGGCUUCAACAGCAACAGCAACAGCAACAGCAACAGCAACCACAACAACCACAACAACAGCAACAGCCACUUAAACACAGCAGACAGAAAUCAAAGGCAGGCAUUACUAAACCAGUCCAUGAUAAUGGUACUUUGACUCAUAGAGCGACUCUCGAUCAAGUGAUCAAUAACAAUAACACACGAAUUGUUUCUAAAGAUAUCGACACUUCAGAUGCAUUUGAUGGAGGAAUUCCUACCCCAAUGGCAUCUACCUCUCAUUUAGAGAAUUAACUAUAACCAUUAGUGUAACUCUUAUGUAAUUUAAAUACAUGUAUUACUAUACUAUAC